Molecule: messenger RNA, 2909 nt
Organism: Cylas formicarius (sweet potato weevil)
Lineage: Eukaryota; Metazoa; Arthropoda; Insecta; Coleoptera; Brentidae
Product: armadillo repeat-containing protein 5-like
Exons: 5
Coding region: 65-2896 (943 amino acids)
Biological process (GO): anatomical structure morphogenesis
Cellular component (GO): cytosol
Molecular function (GO): protein binding
Source: RefSeq, a predicted model, not a curated record
CCACCAAUUUUUAUAUCCGCACACAGGUUUUGUUUAUAACAGAAACUUGCAAAAAACAAAUGCGAUGUCCGACGCUAAGCUCGAGGCCGCGAUAGCGGCCGUGCAAAAGCCUCAGGAGCGCGGGGGGCUGGUGAGAGCCCUGAUCGCGCUGCGGAAGGAGGUCGAGUGGCCCAAGAACCGCAAUGGGAUCGGCAAGCUGCGCGAAAGUGGUUGCCUCAAACUGCUGACGGACAUCUUGCGGAGCUCCGGCGUCGGCCACUGCCUCAACUUGGCUCUGAGCAUACUCGGCAAUUGCCUGAUGGACAGGGCGUGCAGCAGGGAGGUGGUGGUGCAGUACAACAUACUCACGACGAUCAAGCAGCUACUGAAAAAGCACCCGAAGGAAGACAGCGUCAACGGCAGGCUGUUCCGGAUCGUGGCGAACUUGUGCCAACACCGCGACCUCUGGGCCAACAUUAUCAUAGACCGCAAGCCCCAGAUCGUUAACCACAUUGUGCGGACGUUGGAGAGAACGUGCGACGCCGUUUGCGAGAAAAUGUCGGACGCUACCAUCUCGAUGGCGUUGAAGGCGUUAAGGGAACUGUUGAACAGCCAAACGGUGAUGCGGUUAGUGAAGGAUUUUGGGGUGCUGAGAGUGGUCGGCCGGUUGCUGAUCAAGUGCAGCUUGGAGUUGGACGAGAAGAGAGGAAACGAGAGGCUCUUGCUCGACGUGCUCAAGGUGGUGCAAGAGUACUCGCGGUACAAGUGUCCCUUGUCGAUUCCCGAGCUGCGCGGCACGGGCCGGGGCGACGCCCUCGCGCGUCUCGGCAGCGCGGUCGAGGUGGCGCCGCGGCGCGUCGUCAAAAUCGUCAUGAACUUUCUCCAACUGUCGCAGCACCAGUCCGAGUUGCCCGUGCCCGAGAUAUGCGGCUACCUCAUCCGAGCACUCAAGAGCUAUUCCGUUACCGCGUCGACUUUUACAGAGUUCGACGCCCACAACGAGUACCUGCGUUGUCUGUGUCUGCUACUAGACGACCCGGCCAACCGGACUAACGGACGGUGCGGCCAGAGCGUGCCCGUGCUCGUCAAAGUGCUGCGGGAUUACGAGGAGCCGUCGAACGCGGUGCUCGACAAUUGCGUGCUGCUCGUCGCGACGCUCGCCAAGUUCCGAUACGACGAGCGUCUACUGUGGGCCCAGAUCAGAUGCGGCGUCGUCGACGUCCUCGUCGAGAAGCUGCGCUGGCUCGUGGGGUCCUCGUCCGAGCUCGAUUUGCGGCACGAGAUCGAAUUGCCGCGGGACGCGAGGAAACCGAGGCCCGCCUCCCUCCAUUGCUACCGCGAAUCCGACGACGACAGCGCCGACGAGGCGGAGAUGUCGAGCUGCAGCGACGACGACACGUUCAGGUGGUUCGAGCCGUUGCCCGAUCGCAAAAUGAGCCCCUGCUCGAGCCCGGACAGUUUACGGACGACGUCGUGGUCGUCGCCGGGCACGAGCACCGACGACGACGACGUCGACGACUCGGACGAGUACUCGCCGGUGUGCAGCGAGGCGGGCGGGUCGCCGAGGCCCGAGGCCAGCGCCGAGGACGACGACUUGCCGCUUCUGGAGAAGUUCGAGGCGACCGAGGCCGGCGACGUACCGGCGAACGCCUCCACGUCCGACAGGACCCUCAGGAAGAAGCUCUUCGUCGUGAUCGGGAGCCUGCUCAGGUCUUACGCGAAACUGGCGCUCCCCGCGUCCGACCUCGUGGGCGAGCAGCUGCUGCUCGCGUUGCUCGAGUGCGCGAGACUCGACGACUACGCCGCCGCGGUCGGCUUAAUAUGCAGCAUUUUUAGCCACCACGGGUACCUGCUGCCCGCGAUGGAGACAAAGUUUGCCGAGAGGGCGUACAGACUGACGAGGUGGCGGCACGCGCCCCAACGGUGCCGGCGGUGCAAGCGGCACCUGGAGGUGGGACAGCCGAUAGUGAACGCGCUGACGGCGCUCGCGGAAUCGGGAGGCGGCAAGGGGGAGAUCGCGCACAGACUGUUGACGGGCGCGGACGACCGCUCCAGGGAGCUCGUCGCCCUCGCCGUCCCCUACGUGGUCGGCAACGCAUCGUUGCUCGCGACGUUACUGCUCAAGUGCGGCGGCCUCGACAUCCUCACGACGCUGCUGCGUCGCGACGCGGACGUCGAGACGAGCAGUCGCGCCGUCGAGGCCCUGCACACGGUCGCCGCCCACAAGCUCCGCAUAGCGAACCCCCGAAGCGGGCCGCCGCCCACCCGGCCCCCGAUCAUCGCCGACGCUUACGCCCCGCCCCCCGAAACGGGCGUCGUUUUCGUGCUGGACGACGGGGCCCGGGUGGUCGCCGACCGCGACUUCCUCGCCUCCAAGUCGGACUUUUUUCGGCUAUUGUUGACCGGCGACCACUUCCUCGAGUCGGGCGCCAAGGAGAUCUCGCUGCCCCAGGUGGCGCAUAAGACGCUCCGCUGCCUGCUCCACCUGCUGAUCAACGUCCGCGACACGGACACGGUCGAGGUCCACGCGGACCUCGACACCGUCCUCGAUGUGAUCCUGCUGUGCGACCGAUUCCUGCUGGUCGGGCUGUGCGUCGCGCUCACCACCACCGUCGAGCGGUUCGCGAUGUGCCCCCGCACAGUCCCCAAGAUAUACGGGUGGUCGCUCGAGUCGCGCACCAAUUUCCUCCGGGUGGAGGCGAUUGCGUACGCCCUCGUCGCCGAAGUAGACGAGGAGGAGCGUCGCGCCAUGUUCGACGGUCUGCGCGCGCUCGGACGACCCGACGACCUCGUCGAAGACGUCGAGAGGCUCUUCGUCCGCCACCUGACGCUCGGCCACGCCGACCGGCGCGCCUGGACGAGCAAGCACUCCAAACGCGUCCGCCUUACCUUACCCCCUACUUCUGAUAACUUUUAAAUAAAUGUUACAU